This is a messenger RNA of Lactuca saligna, 1044 nucleotides long. NCBI's taxonomy places the organism in Eukaryota, Viridiplantae, Streptophyta, Magnoliopsida, Asterales, Asteraceae. The record is from the annotation of a GenBank genome assembly.
GCAUAGAUAACUUGGAAUAAAAGAAAUAAUUGUUUUUUUUUUUUCUUGGAUAUAAAAGGAAAUCAUAAAUAGCAAGAGCUGCAAGAGAAGGCAAAGACCCUUAACCCAUAAGUUUGAUCCCCCACGACUUGUAGAACAGCUUCUUCGAGAUAUUUCUUCGAGGAUCAUCGUGUCAUACGCUCAUACGUGCAAACAAAUCCAUGGAUGCGAAGAUCGGGAAGUUCUUCGAGUCGGUGGGCACCUUCUUCACCGGCGGUGAUUCUAUUCCCUGGUGCGAAUCCGACAUUGUUGUUGGCUGUGAGCGUGAGGUUGCUGAAGCUGAGAAAGGCUCUUCAAAUGAACUCAAAAGUGAGUGCCUUUUGCGUUUGUCAUGGGCUCUUGUUCACUCAAAGCGACCUGAAGAUGUGCAACGUGGGAUAGCUAUGCUUGAAGGUUCAUUAGCAAGCAGCACAAGUAGCCCUUUGGAAAUGAGAGAAAAAAUGUAUCUGCUUGCUGUUGGGUAUUAUAGAAGUGGGGACUACUCAAGGAGCAGACACCUUGUUGAUCGCUGCUUGGAGAUUGCACCGGAAUGGAGGCAGGCAAUAUCUCUCAAGAAAUCAAUUGAAGAUCGUAUCAAGAAAGAUGGAGUGAUUGGCAUAGGCAUUGCUGCGACGGCUGUUGGUCUUUUGGCUGGUGGAGUUGCGGCGGCUCUGUCACGCAAGAAAUGACAAUGUACUUCCAUAUAUGUAAUAUCAUUCUCAUAAUCACAUAAUGUUCAUAACAAGAGUAAUGUUUCCUUUCAACAACCAAACAUAUAAAUCUUUUUGCUUUUGUGUUAACGCCUAAACUCCAACAACUUUCUCACUAAAACCGUUUCUUUGCAAGUUUUGCACAUAUAGUUAGUCCUGUUUUGUACUGCGUUUGACGUGCAUUGGACCAGAUAAAAAUUGUAAAUUUAUGUCUCAUCUGAAAAGUGAAUGUCCUUCUCAACCUUGUAUAAAAAGACAUGAAUUUUGUCAUGGUUCCCAAGAAAUGGUCUGAUAAGUAACAAAUGCAUCCUUCUAG